Prorocentrum cordatum is the source of this 878-nucleotide messenger RNA. The record is from the annotation of a GenBank genome assembly. Lineage: Eukaryota; Dinophyceae; Prorocentrales; Prorocentraceae.
UCUUUCUCUCUCCCUCUCUCUCUCCCUCUCAGCGCGCGCGCGGGUUUGCCACCGCUUCCGGCGAUGCGCUCUGAUCAAACAGGAGUUUUGUAGCCACAAUCGGCCGCUCGUCUUGUUGGCUAGUGUAACUCGUUUUUGCCAGUUAUGGAAGAGUACGCGAAGCAGUUCAAAGCGAAAGUCGAGGAAAUGCAAAGCCGCGUUCAGACGCAAAUGUUGCCUGUAGAGAAGAAGACCUGGCAGUGUGUCGUGGACUGCUACAGCAAGGGCAAGGACUACAAUUCCGUCCAUCAAUGCGCUGAUUCAUGCCAGUCGCAGCUUCAGAGUGCGUCCAAAAAGGUAGCAGGAGAGUUUGAAGCGCUGCAAAGUUCCAUCCAAGCCUGCCAGCAGAGCAAGCAGAAGAUGUUGGAGCCAAGGUUCGAGGCCGCCAGAACCGAUCAGAAGUUGCAGGACGCCCUCCAGAAGGAGUUCGAAGACGGAGUGCGCAGGUGCAUGCAGGAAGCAGAGCCGAUGCUUCCUGGCAUUGAGAAGCGCAUCAAGGAUCACCUUAGGGUUUGAUUUUGGGGCUAUCAAGUAGAUCUCCACCUGAAAGCGCUUCCGCUAAUCGUAGGGGGACGACGAGAAUGCGGGACUCGACGUUGUGUCGGUCAGUGGCAACGGGUGAUUCAAUCAGCUGAGCUUUGGUGGGUGUGUGAGAGCGGCCAUGGCCACCGUCAGCACCAACGAUUAUCUUUGGAUCCACAAGCACGAACCCUGAACAUCGCAGUCUGGCAUCUUCUGCCCCGCUUCUCUUACAUUCUCCUCGCCGCGCCCCGCAAGUCACGCCCCUCCAUCUGAGGGGUCAGGAGGAGGAUGAGACCAUCAUGCGGGGGAGAAUGAGG